Molecule: messenger RNA, 177 nt
Organism: Tremella mesenterica DSM 1558
Lineage: Eukaryota; Fungi; Basidiomycota; Tremellomycetes; Tremellales; Tremellaceae
Exons: 1
Source: RefSeq, a predicted model, not a curated record
UUCGGUAUCCUACCUCAUCCAGCUAAAACGAAUAAUCCCGCCGACUUGAACCAAGAACCCAAAGAAGGUGGCGGUCUCCAAGGUGGUUCUGCAAACGCAUAUGACUUACCGGGCGUUUACAUCCCCGAUGCGCAAAUCGCCAACAGUUUAGAAAAGCCUAAAUCGUCAGAUGAGGUG